Molecule: messenger RNA, 4215 nt
Organism: Neopsephotus bourkii (Bourke's parrot)
Lineage: Eukaryota; Metazoa; Chordata; Aves; Psittaciformes; Psittacidae
Gene: NFAM1
Product: NFAT activating protein with ITAM motif 1
Exons: 6
Biological process (GO): B cell receptor signaling pathway; positive regulation of B cell receptor signaling pathway; regulation of B cell differentiation
Cellular component (GO): membrane raft
Molecular function (GO): transmembrane signaling receptor activity
Source: RefSeq, a predicted model, not a curated record
CUAACCACUGGUUAUCACUCCUACACUGUCUGCAGGAUUUUCUGUCACUGUCUUUCCAUAAUACUGCAGCUAGUGUUCAUAGGACUGCAUGCUCACAACGAAUUGAGUAUGUCCCUUAGGACUGUACUGUAUCUCAGUUGCUUUUAUAGCUAAGAACCUUUUUCUAAUGAUGUAAACUAAGCUCUUCCUUACUCUCUGGCCAUUGUCCCUGGCUAUAUAUCAUCUGUAGAGGAUCUUCCUUUACAGACGUUACUUCCCAACAGUCCUUUCUGGACAGUGGCCACACUCUUCCUCCAUUACUGCCCCCCACAACCCUUCCUCAGUGCUUAGCAUUCAGCUGUCCUGUGGCUGCGUUGCCUUUUCCAAUACUGAGUCCCACUGUGCAGAGGUGAUGCUGCUGUUGUGAUGCAGCCUUAGUGCGUGAUAACAGGAAAGCAAGCCUGGCUGUUCUCAGGGACAGGUUUAAUGCCUUGUUAUGAGCCUGCUUAUAAAUGCAGAACUCCAGGGAAUCCCAUCAAAAGCAUGAAUGGAAAAGCAUGCUUAUCUCCUUUCUCUACUUCUUCCUCCCCCCACCUUUUGUUUUCAUGUCUCUGAAAGAAUCCUUCAUUUUGUAAGAAGACUUGGGUGUAAGUUUCCAGUUCCUUUUUUAAAGACAACGGUAGUUUGCAGGGACCUCUUCUUAAUUUGCUUUAUAUGUGGUGUCAUGUCAGCUGCUAAACAGAUUCUGAGACUGCCUGAUGUUAAACCUGGAUUCAGCUGAGAAACGAAAGAGGUCCUGCACCCUGGCCUCCUUACUAGCCCAUGGCUCACUCUUAGCAUUUUAUUUUUAUUGAACAAAACAGGGAGUUAACUAUGGUGUGGUUUUCCAUCUGUGCUUAUUCAUCCUCUCUUGUAACUCCCAACAUCAUUGUCUAAAGAAUUGCAGUGAUAGAUCACUUUCAACAGCCCUGUCUGUGUAAGGAGGGAGCACAUGAAGGGCAUGAUAUCCCAUCUCUCUGCCUAAGAUACUGUCACAUACAGAUACUUAAGAUCUGCAGUCUUCUGCAGAUAGUUCCCAUAUCUAGCAUCGAGUCUUGUGCUUUGCUGCUCAUUUACAGCGGUAAAAGUCUGGAGUGAUUAAGCUGUGUCUUAUUUCUCAUGGCCCUGAUGCUGGCCCCUGUACAGAAUAUGUAAUUUCCUUCCUCACUCAUGCUUCAGAAAUACACAGUCCACCGACAACACCUGCUUUGCUUACAGCACCUUCACUGGUGCAGCCAUCACAUGGCCACACGGAGAUGCCCAAGCAGAGGGGCAAGCGUCAAUGUACAGCAGAAGCCUCCAAUCCAAGUUGCGCUGCUUGAGGAAGGAAUAUCCAUCCCCUGUACAGUCAUCUUCCCUUAUAUGCCGAAAUACACCACAUUUUCAAUCUUCUAUUACUGGAUUAAUUCACUGGGCCACAAAACAUCCAUUUACAGUAAGUUGGAAAGUGUAACCAUCCCUCCUGGAGAAGAGAAUAAGACUGCUACUGUAUCUUACAAACACAUAAUCAGGCCCCUUGAAAACACCUCUUAUACUGGCACAUACUACUGUGACGUCAAAUGGAGUAACAUUCACAAGAUGGGAAAGGGAGUGUUUGUCCUUGCUAGAGGUACAGGGUACGUAGAGACCUCUUAUGGGUGGGAAGUCCUCAUUACCUUUACAGCUCUUCUUUCUGCAUUGAGCAUAGCCGCAACAGCUCUGCUUCUGUGGAAAAGAAAGGUGUUGUGCCCUAAAAGGAACCAGCUAAAUAUCCUGGGACAGAAGGUGGAAACCCAACCCCCUUCAGCCAUCCCACCACCACCAUCUCCUGUCUAUGACUGCCUGGACUUACAGCAAGUUGAUGUCUAUUCUAUCCUCAAGGACAAUGCAAACAACCUGUCACCCAGAAAGAGUCCUCCAGGGAAGACACCUAAGAAGCAAGCAACUCUAGAAGAAUCCUGUGAUACACUAUAUGAGAAUAUCUAACAGGAAUAAAUCUCACCCUGUGUGGACCAGACAUCUUUCUGUACUGCAGAACUACUGUCUUACAUUCCCAGUUCUCCGCAGAGAUCCACAAUGACUUCAGGGCACAACCAUGAGGGACUUGUGACCCCCUGGCUCCUUCUGAAGUGCCCUUCAUUAACAAGAGAAUGCAUCUGUUCAAAUCCCACUGGGCUCAGUCGGCAUUGAUGCAGCAGAGCUAUUUUGCAGCAAAGCCGUUUGAUGCAAAAGAAAAGCUGCUUUUGUCAAGCACUCACAACAUGUAUCUUAGAAAUGGUGCAGAUGGGAUCUGUGCAGAUUUCUCUCACCUGGAAUGGCUGAAAUACUUAAAUCUCAAUCCUCUGUAAAUGAUGGGACUAUCCGGAGACCUCCCUGUUUGCUUUCUUGAUCUUCCAAUCCUGAUCUGCAGCAGUCCAUCUGAUCCUGUGUCUACGACUUUUCUGACACGGUCAUCAGGCCUUCAUGCAUAGUUUAACCAAGAUCCAAGCAUCCACCUGCCCAUUUUUCCUUUCUCAGGAACCCCACAGUGAAACAUGCUUUCUCAUAAUCUGCUAAUCCCAUCAAGUAGUCACAGAUGCCUGCUGUGACCAUACUCAGCUGACUCAAAUCAGUGCCUCCAAGUAAAUGCUUUUGCCUCAGCAAUAACAGCAGUAUAUGAUGAGGACUGGAUGCACAGACAGAGAUAAAGAUGGAGAAUGGGAAAAUAGAGAAAAUAACCCUGCCUGGCAGAAAAUACCCGUCUCAGUGACAGUGCCCUUUCCAGAACAACGAAGAGAAACAAGGAGGUGGGCAUUUGCAGAAACUCCCUUGCUGGCACUGCAUAAACCAAGCAGGUCUGGGGCCAGGUUUCAGCCCAGAGACAUUCAAGCCGAGCUCCCCAGUUUCCUUCUUUUUGGCAGUGGGCAUUGUUAUCACUUGGGAUUUUGAGCCUCUGUGGGAGCAGGCAUGGUACCUCUGCCCCACGAAAGGCAAUAGGUUUGUCCUUGUUUCAGCUGGCCAGUAUUUCCCAACAAGGGUAUAAGUCUCCUUUACCCUGACUCCAUAGGUUAUUUACCCAGGCAGACCUGUUCUGAAACUUAGAGCAACUGGAGGGAGGCCCUAGAGGGGAAUCUUCUAUCCAAGCUUUUCUCUUUCCUGUCAGCUGGAACUUGCCUACCAUUUGUGCUUAUGCAUAUUCUAGUUCUGAUAGGGAAGAGGUUACAUGAAAUAUCCAUAUAACACGAUCAAAACAGUGGAUCAAAAAGCUGAGGCUGUUUUAUCUCAGAUUAAAAAAAACAACAACAGAAAAACAACUAACCAAAGCCAACCCCAAAUAAGAAUGUGCAGCAUAACUUGAGAGGAAUCAUAGAAACCUCUUUAAAGAAGAUCAAAUUAAAAUUGAGCUCCAGGGUCAUAGGACCCUCUCUAGUUGAAGAUAAUGUUGCUAUGCAUCAGAGAUAGAGGCUAUGGAAAAUGUCUUCGGGGCUUCUAGCCUUCCUAUACUAUGUUUAAAGAGAUAAUCCGCUUACUGCUUUGCUCUUUUUAUUAGAAGAAAUUUCAAACAUGCAAUUUGGACUUUCUUUAACCACAGGAAAAUGCUUUUUCUCUUCCCAGUGUUGAGGAAUUCAUUUCAGAAAGAGCAAUGAACAGACAGUGUGGCUUAUUAGACCCAUUUUCCAUUUGUUAAGUGAUCAUGACAAUUACAAAUAAAUAUUUUUGAAGUAAGGAAUUUUAGUGUUUCCUAAUACGACCAGAAAACAUCCAUAUUCACAGAAGAACUUCAAGAGGAUUGUUACAGGUAUUACAGUUCCUUUCCUUAACAAAUUUGAAGAAAUCAUGAGAUGAAUUAUAAAUAUGUUGCAGCAUGGCAAUAAAAUAUUCAGCACAAGCUGGUGGAAAAUAGAUAAAAAGUGAAAACUUUCAAAACAAUCCUGCUUAGUUUUUGUGUUUUGCUUUUUCAGUUUUACAAAUGCUAAAAAUACUGGGUGGUACUGGAAAUUUCCUGGCAAGGAUCUCACUUUGCAAUGAAUUGAUUUGUCUUGUCUUUCUGUUAUGUUUUUAAAUAGCGUGUUUCUUACACUUAUGCCUGAAAAAUUCUGUAUAUUAAGUAGCUGAAGCUGUUUAAAAUGAAACAUGAGAGGAAGAAUGGUAUUUGGAACAGAAAAGACUAUUCUGGAAGAGUCAGAGCUAAAGUACUGGAAGAAUCACACCAGGUUCUGAUCAAUUAAGUGGAAAAGU